CCCUUUUAUUCGAAAAGUGAGUCCAUCCCUCCCUCCCUCCCUCAUCUUCUAUUCUCUGCAAUCUUCCAAUGGGAACUCUUUCACUACUGCAUAAUCUUAACGUCUUCUUUCUCUCUCCGCAAAACCCCAUUCUCUCACACCAUUCUUCUCCUUCUCCUCCCCUUUCCCUCAAACCCCUUACUUUCCACUGUUCCAAAUCUUCCCACAUUCCCGCUCUUUCUCCAUCCACUCCCCUCCGCAUUCCACGCACCAUCAGAAUCGAAGCUCGACGCGCCUUAAUGGAUUACCUUCACUUCACACGAAAUUACACUUUCAUACACGCUGAAUUCGUCACCAAUAAUUCUCCACAUUUCAUCAACUCCCUUAUCUCCAAAAUCAACCUCAACAAAAACGGCGACGUUUUUCGAUCUAUCAGGAAGUACCUUAGAUAUAACCCUAUCAACGAAUUCGAACCUUUUCUCGAGAGUUUAGGUAUUAAUCAAUCCGAAUUGCAAUCCAUUCUCCCUAGUCGCACCGUUUUUCUUAGUGAUGAUACUCUUUUAAGUGAUAAUUUUCGUUGCUUGUAUAAUCACGGUGUUCCCAGGAAUCGAAUUGGGAAAAUUUAUACCCAAGCAAGAGAGGUUUUUCGGUUUGAAAAUGGCGUUUUGGCGAAGAAAUUCCAAGAUUAUCAAGGUUUGGGUUUGAGUAAAUCAACUGUUAUUAAGCUUUUUGUUUGUUGUCCUUUGCUUUUGGUUGGUGAUGAUGUUGAUUCUGUGUUUGUUGCUGUUCUUGAUUGGUUGAAUAGAAUUGGGAUUGAAAGUGAAUGGAUUGCGCAUUGUAUGUCUUGUUCAAAAAAUUAUAGUUGGAAAACAAUGCUUGAUAGCAUAGAGUUUCUUCAUCAAGUUGGAUAUUCUGAGAAACAGAUGUAUACUUUGUUUAAGGAAGAUCCUAAGUUGUUGUUGGAUGGUUUUGGUAAGAAGAUGUAUUUGUUAUUGGCUCGGUUGAUUAAGUCAGGCGUUGAGGUGAAUGUGAUUUCUUCUUGUUUCAUAGAGCAUCCUUCUAUUUUGUCAAGUAAGUGUGUGGAGAAUGUGAUGAAUGUGAUUUCUUUUUUGUAUAAUAUUCGAAUGGAACAGGAUGAUAUUGCUUGUGUUUUGUCUAAGUACAUGCAUGUUCUGAGCAAACAUUCGAUAAAAGGUCAUAAAACUGUUUGCAAGGAGUUAGGAAUCGGAAAAGCUGAAUUAUGCCAAAUCAUAAAGGAUGAUCCACUAGAGUUUAUUAGAUUGGCUUCGAAACCGGAACAGAAGGGGACUAGAAGGGACUACAAUGAAGACCCGCGUCGUUAUUUGGAGAAAACAACUUUCUUGUUGAAAUUGGGGUAUCUUGAGAACUCUGAGGAGAUGGAAGAAGCGGUGAAGGUGUUUAAAGGGAGAGGUGAUGAGUUACAAGAGAGAUUCGAUUGCCUGGUAGAAGCUGGUUUGGAUUAUAACAGAGUGGUUGAAAUGAUAAAGCGAGUUCCUGUGAUUCUAAAUCUGAAGAGAACUUUAAUUCAAAAGAAGAUUGAUUUCUUAAUAAAUGUUUUAGGUUACCCAAUAGAAUGUCUUUUGGGAUACCCGACAUACUUUUGCCAUGAUUUGGACAAAAUUACUGCAAGAUUUUCAAUGUAUGAGUGGUUGAAGACGAGGAAUGCAAUAAAUCCUGAGUUAAACUUGAGUAGCAUAGUUUCAUCUAAUGAAAAACGGUUUGUAAAAUACUUUGUGAAUGUGCAUCCUGAAGGUCCAGCCAUUUGGCAAAGUAUAACAAGUUUAUCAAAUAAAGAUAAGAAAUAACAGUUCUUUCUAUUAUAUCAAGUUUUGUUGAGAUUUGUCUAUUUAUCUUAAUA
Messenger RNA from Cicer arietinum (chickpea), 1858 nucleotides. RefSeq names its product transcription termination factor MTEF18, mitochondrial. Gene Ontology annotation, molecular function: double-stranded DNA binding. Gene Ontology annotation, biological process: regulation of DNA-templated transcription. NCBI's taxonomy places the organism in Eukaryota, Viridiplantae, Streptophyta, Magnoliopsida, Fabales, Fabaceae. The record is from RefSeq and is a predicted model, not a curated record.